GUACCUAGCGGUGUCGAUCUACAGGAGACACAGGUAAAAGUCGGCUUAAUAUUACCGGCUAUCAGCGGUCAGUGUUAGAACUGGACAUUACCACUGGUCAUAUAUACCGGGCCAUCAGUAGAUCUGUCUGGUAUUUCACUGAACAGAAGUUGAAGGUUUUAGAUAUAAGUUGAGAGUUUGGACAAGUAAGGAGGUAAAAGUUGGAUGUUAAUUUACAGAUGAUAACAGUGCUACGCUAACUGUAUGUACCUGAGGUCGAACUCGCCUGUACAGCACACCUGAGACGGGAAUAGUCACUAACGACCCUAUCCCUGAUCAUAUGGACUGUAAUAGGUGGUGUCGGAUACUCAUUUGUCGUUUUGAGACAAAACAGCAGUAAAAGUCAUACAUAGUCGACAAUGAUAUGACGUUCACUUAUUACGUUGCGUGGAAGUCGUGAACGGUGUAAACAGCGUGUGGGUCACCGAAACACUUGUUGACGGCGGCCUUGAGGGCUCACUUGUAUAUAUGCAGCCUUGUUAUGUUGGCUUACACUUAGAGGAUUUACACAGAUGUGUUUACACCUGUUACUUUUACACUUGUACAGAUUACAUCUGGAAGAUUUACACCUGGUAGUGUGUACACCAGAGGAAGUUAUACGAAUGUAAUUGAUACAUAUAUCGGAUAUUUACCUGUAGAAUUCUUACCAGAAGGAUUGAACUUUCGUUAAACGUGUACCUGUUUGAUAUUGAAUCAACUUGGGAGUUUUAAACUGUUGAGUUUACACUGGUGGUCCUGAACUUUUGAUUUACAUAAUUAUUACGCCAUGAUUCCUCGGCGUAAUCAGAGGACUGGGGGGUUAUCCAGUGCUUCUUUCUCGUCGAGAGGCAUACCAAACACCUCGUCGACAGUACAUAGUGCAUCAGCGUCCAUUUUAUUGCGUGAACGUGAACAUCAACAUCAACGGGACCACAACGGGCCCAAAUCUCCACAGAGUCCAAAAUCUCCCGACGAAAUUAAACAUCCUUCACGCUCAGCCUCAUUUUCAUCACAACACUCGAAUAAUAACUCGACGAAAUCUGCCACAAAUACAUCCAAACCAUCGUUCACAAGUCCAGAACAGCCAGGCUAUGUCGGCUUUGCAAAUCUGCCCAACCAGGUUCACAGGAAGUCCGUUAAAAAGGGCUUCGAGUUCACGCUUAUGGUCGUGGGAGAGUCGGGCCUGGGAAAAUCUACACUAGUCAACAGCCUGUUCCUGACUGACCUCUACCCAGAACGACACAUCCACUCUGCUGCAGAGAAAAUCAAACAGACGGUGAAGAUCGAUGCCUCUACAGUGGAGAUUGAGGAGAGAGGAGUGAAACUCCGGCUAACGGUGGUGGAUACUCCAGGGUUCGGAGACUCGCUCAACUCCAGCGACUGCUUCAAGCCUAUCAUUCAGUAUGUUGACGACCAGUUUGAGCGAUACCUACAGGACGAGAGUGGUCUCAACCGACGCCACAUCAUCGACAAUCGUGUCCACUGCUGCUUCUACUUCAUCAAUCCCUCAGGUCACGGACUACGCCCCCUUGACGUGUCCUUUAUGAAGGCAGUACACAACAAAGUCAACAUCGUCCCUGUGAUCGCCAAAGCCGACACGCUUACUCUACAGGAAGUGUACCUCCUCAAGAAAAAGGUGAUGGACCAGAUAGAUGAACACGGAAUCAGUAUUUACCCACUCCCGGACUGUGACUCGGACGAAGACGAGGACUACCGGGAACAGUGUCGCCAACUCAAGGAAGCAGUGCCUUUUGCAGUGAUUGGGGCCAACACAGUAAUAGAGGUCAAAGGUCGCAAGGUCAGAGGACGCAUGUACCCAUGGGGAGUGGUGGAAGUAGAAAAUCCAGAACACUGCGACUUCAUCAAACUUAGAACAAUGCUGAUCACACAUAUGCAAGACUUACAGGAAGUCACACAAGAAGUGCAUUAUGAGAACUUCCGGGCGGAGAAACUCGCCGAUGGAGGAGGAGCCGCAGCCAAGAAGACUGUCAGACGGGGGCGAGGUGACGAGGUCGAUGCUCAAGAUCGAGUUUCACUCGUGGACAAGCUUAGAAGUAAACGUAGACCUGAGAGUCAAGCCCAGGAACUCACAGACCGUGAAAAACAACUGGUAGAGAAGGAGGCUGAGUUAUGCAAGAUGCAGAAGAUGUUGGCUCGCAUGCAAGCUGAAAUGGACGCCCAGAAACAUGGCGGGACUCCCCAGAAAGUACAACAGAAUGGAGGCGUUAAGUCACAUGAUGUGUAGACCAAUCAUACUCAGGGUUUCAAAUCUUACUCCUGUACCAUCACUUUUGUGUGAAGACACGUGGAUCACCAUGGGAGUGAGGACGACAUUUAACAAUAACUUCAGCAGACACAAUCAGCGGAUCUUACGUCAUUCGAGAACUGUAUUUUUGGGUCUACGAGUAUACCAUCUUGUAGCAUGAUUGAUAAUUUUGAGCGAGCUGUGAGGAAUUUUUACCAGGACUUGCCUUGUAGACAAUCAUACUUUUCCACUGCUGGGCUAUGUUGUGUGCAAAACUGAAUUACUACCGCCUCUCAGUCUAGGGGAGCUAACUCCAUUUAUUUUUCCAACAACAAUCAGUACAAAAUUGGUAAAAGUGCAAUUUUUUUAAAGGUCAGAUAGUCACAAUUGGUCGAGAAUAUAUAUAUAUAUAAUAUGUCUUUACCUGAAGAUUGUUGACUUUAAAAAUGGCCAAAAAUAAAUAUAAAUAGAUCUGUCUGAAGUGCUAAUGAAUUUAUUUGUAUAAAUUCUAAUGCAAUUUUCAAAUAAAAAUGUGUUGAUUAAUAGGAAUUUUAGUCAACUUUAUUCCUGUGUUUUAAACUGGAUCACUUCAAGUGAAAAAAAAACCUUUCCUUUAUCAGUCAGUGGACUGGUCAGGAGCCGAAAUUGACAUUUUGUGUCUUUUUCGAAAGUCAUUUUAUUAUUUUUAUUUUUAAUGUUUGUACAGUUGAUAAUACUAUGUAUGAUAUAGUUCAGGGUUUUCUGGCUCUGGCUAUUAGCAUUAAACAUUAAGAUAUGCCAAAACAUGUUCUGUACUGUCUAGCAUUGUAGAGUUAGGUGCUUAUUACAAAGGUUUUUCUAUCUUUAGGCCAAAUCUUAAUUAAAAUUGUACUUUGUUUGAUACUUAAACAACUAGUAAACUUGUAGAAAAUGAGAUCUGAAGUUGUUAACAACGUAUUUGAUCAAAACCAGCUUCAAAUGCCGAGUAAACAUAGAUAUGUAAAAUUUUGGAAUACAUUUUGUUUUUGAGGGAAAAUUCACAUUCUGGUGCUUCACACUACAACAAUUACAUCAGUAGUAAAAUGUUUUAGAGAUUGACCAGAUUCAAGAUUUUAAAAACGUGACAGGAAAUAUCGUUGUUAUAUAAAUGAUUUUGAAUUUUCAGCACCCUUCUUAGUAGAUAUUUAAGAUUACAUUAAAAACAAAACGCCCAUACUAAAAUAAGAAUUAUUUAUUUGCAACAUUUUUUUUCUGUAAAUGAAUACAUUCUUCAAUAUAUUUCUUGUAUUAUGACAAAUCAGCAUAAAAAAUCCUAUAUUCAUAAUUCUUAAGAAAGACAAAAAGGAAACUGGAGAGAAAUGUGAUUAUUUUAAGUGUCGCUCGCAAUUUCUAAAAUAACUAGAAAAAUUUCUACGCAAGAGCAACCUUUUUAUCAUGUUUCAUUGUGGCGAGUAAACGAAUACAAGAUACUGCAGUUUUAUUCCAUAAGAUUUUUAUUUAUUCAAAUGAUACAAAAUACAUAUAUAUAUUAUCAAUAAUUACUAAAUGUAACAAAGUUAUAGAUUCCAUUAAUAGUUUAUUGUUCCUAUUAAAUAGUAUUAUAAUUUCACUUGGUUUUCAGAUUCACCAACAAAUCAGUCUCAACCGAUCUGUGAUCUUCUUACAAGUUGAAAUUGAUACAAACUUUGUGAUUGGUUGAAGUUUGAUUAUUCUGACCAAUGGGAUAAGAGUGUAUGAGUGUUUGGUGGGUUUGUAACCAAUGGUGACCAGUAUGUCUGUUCUAACCCUGAUUUAGUGUUUGUAGAUAGAAGUAUUUGUUGUGUGAUUGUUGUUAGGUGAUCGGUGUAGAAUGAUCGGUGUAGAAUCAAACAUAUAUAGAUCUAACUCAGACUUCCUGAGGUAAGGCCCUGAUGUCUUCAGAAAGCAUUCUUACAUAGGAUUGAUCAGUCACGUAGUCAUCUAUUUCAACUGUAAAUCAAUUCAAAUAUGAAAAAAGAAUUUGUAUUACCUUUUUUUUCAUUCAAUAUAAUUAUAGUUUUUCUUAACAGUGUGUGGAAAAAUCUACACAUCUGAACACAAAUUGAAUAAUCAUGUUUUGCAUGGUAUUUUCAAGAUUAAUGAAAUUAUCAAGUAACUGGAACUCUGAAAAUAUAAGUUAUAGUUGUAGUUUUUUUUGUUAACACAUCAGGGCCAGGUUUGUAUUGUGGUGUUUAGAUAUGAUCACAUUGAGAAGAAAAGUAACAAAUAUCAAUAAUUGUGCAAUAAACGAACCCAAAUUUCUUCCCAUUAUUAUUCUUGUUUGAAUCCAGUGUAGAUUUUGUAUCGUAUAAUAUUUUUCCCUACCUAGGAUAAAUUAAGAUAGUUUAUGUAUGAAAAUUAUUUUCCAAAAUUAGCAUUUUUAGUCUCACACAAGUGCCAUUGGUGUCUUGAUGAACACUUUUUUCAUUGGCCUAUAUUUAUGAGGUUACAUUUUCAACAAAAUAAUCAGCUCCAUCAUUUACUGGAAAAAUAUGGUUACAUUUUAUCUAUACUCAGUCAAAUUUUCAGAAUUGGAAUUGACUUUUUAACACAUUUUAAAAACAUGUAAUGUAGAUAAAAUCAUUUGAUCAGCUAAACAAAAUGUUUUUAAAGUUGAUCUAAAUUCAGUUUGCAAUCUUAAAGAUCUUUUAUUUAUGCAUAAUAUAACAUUUUUGAAAAGUAACACAUAUACACUUAACUAACAUAUACAUGUAAUCUUCAACAUAUUUUCAACAUCCAGAAAAAGUCCAAAGACAGAUAUAAACAAUGUAGGAAACUGCUGUUUUUACCAGUGUAAUUUUUGUUCUAGAAAUGAAAUUUCUUUUGCUCAAAGCAGAACUUCACCAGUCAUCACAGAUACAUGAAAAGCUCGUUAGACUUUGCUGUUAAGAUUUAGUGGAACUUUGAUAACCGGAGUAUGGUCCUGUCCUCAGGAUCUAGUUCUACGGUUAAAGUUUUUCUUGUUUACAUAGACAAACCUGUCAUACUGUGAGGAUGAAUAUAGUACUUUCCUUGACAUACGUCAAUUUUCAGGGCAGAUUUUCAAAAAAACAACAACUAAGAACUGAAAAUUUAACUUGGUGUAUCAUUAGGCUAACAUGAUUGAUACAACAGAGUCUGAUCAUUUACAUUCAGGGACUCAACUGAUUUUGUAAGCCACAAUUCUUGUUUUUUCAAAUCGGUAAAUUGAGUUAUUCCAACAGUUUUGAGUUGACACAGGAAUGUCCAGAUUGAUAGGGAAAGUUUGAAGAUUAAUGAGGUUCCACUGAAAACACUGUAUAGCUAUUUCACUUGUAAGCUUUAUUUUGCUUUCUCUGUGUAAAGAUCAGCGGCUAUUGAUAGGUUACCAUGGAGGCCAUCUACAAAUUGGUCCUCAUAAUGUACAGAAAAUUUACUAAGCGCUUUGUAUAGGAAAUUUUAUUCAAAUAAAUAUAUACAUGUAUAGCCUUGAUUUGAGAAUUAUGUAUACAAGAAUUGAAGUUCAGACCAAGCAUUUUGUAUGAAAGAUUUUUUGUUGCUGAAAUUUUUGUUACCUGUGUUUUCAUUGAGUUAAUGUUGACAUUCAAAUGCUGAGUAAAUGCCUUAGCGUGGCUUUGGCAUACUGAUCUGUUACACCAUUGUCAACAUUGUCAUCGUUUUACUUUUAAAUGAUCUAACACUCAAAUUACACAUCAAACAUGGACAGUUGUGAUUACUGUUAGGUGUAAUUACACCAACUUUCUGAUUCAUCAUUUGAUUUAUUGAAGACUUACGCAUUUAUGUUCGAAAAAAAAAAAAAAAUGUGCAUUCAAGUUCAAAAUUAAAAUGAAGCAUUACAUGUAUAUCUGAACAGCUUUGAUAACCACGCUUCUGAUUUGAUGACAUCACUUCACAUGUCAACAAAUGUGCAAGCUUAAUGACGGCAGCGUAGUCAACUUUGUCAUCAUUUUCACAUUAGCAACAUAAAGUGGAUAUAAUCCUUUUAAUGCAUAGCUUCAUCACUGUCAACAUGUGUAAUGAAAUGUUAACAUCGCUGUCAACAUGUGUAAUGAAAUGUUAACAUCACUGUCAACAUGCCUUUGUAUAGUGUCAACACAAUAUUAUCUAUGUCUAAUCUGUUGAUGUGAACAUUUCUGUAACCAAUGAAGAAGUCAUAUGUUGUGUAUUACCAUAUAAGGACAUGUAAAUUGUGUAUUACCAUAUAAGGACAUGUAAAUUGUGGAUUACCAUAUAAGGACAUGUAAAUUGCAUAUUUGCCAUAUAAGGACAUGUAAAUUGUGUAUUUCCAUAUUAGGAAACUUAUUCUUUUGAUAAGCCAUAUUCAUCUUUGCUAUUUGCAAAAUUGUAAUAAAGAAAUAAAAGUUCUAAAUACAAA
Molecule: messenger RNA, 6614 nt
Organism: Mizuhopecten yessoensis (Yesso scallop)
Lineage: Eukaryota; Metazoa; Mollusca; Bivalvia; Pectinida; Pectinidae
Product: septin-2B-like
Exons: 14
Coding region: 806-2263 (485 amino acids)
Biological process (GO): cytoskeleton-dependent cytokinesis; cell division; regulation of exocytosis
Cellular component (GO): septin complex; septin ring; cell division site
Molecular function (GO): molecular adaptor activity; GTP binding; GTPase activity
Source: RefSeq, a predicted model, not a curated record